UCACACUCCUCAGUCCUCAGUAAGCUCAAGCACCAAGCUCGACUGCUCAAGCAGGAAUCCACCAGCCAAUCACCCAGCACUCAGCCGGCAGCCAUGGACAUGGGCCUUGAGGUCUCGAGCUCCUCCCCGUCCUCCUCGUCGGCGUCGUCCUCGCCCGAGCACGCGGCGGGGCGGGCGUCGCUGGCCAAGCGCCCCGCGGGGCGCACCAAGUUCCGGGAGACGCGGCACCCGGUGUACCGCGGCGUGCGGCGCCGGGGCAACGCCGAGCGGUGGGUCUGCGAGGUGCGCGUCCCCGGCAAGCGCGGCGCGAGGCUCUGGCUCGGGACGUACGCCACGGCUGAGAUCGCAGCGCGCGCGAACGACGCCGCCAUGCUCGCCCUGGGCGGCCGCUCCGCCGCGUGCCUCAACUUCGCGGACUCCGCGUGGCUGCUCGCCGUGCCGCCCGCACUCGCCGACCUCGGCGACGUCCGGCGCGCGGCGGUCGAGGCCGUCGCUGAUUUCCAGAGACGAGAGGCUGCCAACGGCUCCCUCACAGUCACCGCCACCGUCACCGAAGAGGCCUCCUGUGGCGCUCCUGAAGAAUCGUCGUCUGAGUCUGACAGUGUCGGUUCGUCGGAGACGUCGGAACCUUCUGCCGAUGGAGAGUUCGAGGUGCCGGUCGCGGUGGACACCGAUAUGUUCAGGCUUGACUUGUUCCCGGAACUGGACCUGAGCUCGUACUACGCGAGCCUCGCGGAGGCGCUGCUCGUGGACCCGCCGGCACCGGUGACCACCACCUACGCGUACUGGGACAACGGCGACGGCGGAGCUGAUGUCGCGCUCUGGAGCUACUAGCUAGUACAGUCGAUAAUUCCCCUCGCAAAAAAAAAGUAGUGCCGAUAAUUCCCAGCUCUGUAGCUAUUUUCCCCUGUUACAAAGUUUUCCCCUUGUGGGAAAAGACUAUGUACGUAGUACUCCUAGCUAAUAAGGUGAAGCUGCUCCUAAUUCAAUA
Molecule: messenger RNA, 991 nt
Organism: Triticum urartu
Lineage: Eukaryota; Viridiplantae; Streptophyta; Magnoliopsida; Poales; Poaceae
Product: dehydration-responsive element-binding protein 1H-like
Biological process (GO): regulation of DNA-templated transcription
Molecular function (GO): DNA-binding transcription factor activity; DNA binding
Source: RefSeq, a predicted model, not a curated record